Molecule: messenger RNA, 1207 nt
Organism: Heterobasidion irregulare TC 32-1
Lineage: Eukaryota; Fungi; Basidiomycota; Agaricomycetes; Russulales; Bondarzewiaceae
Exons: 4
Coding region: 86-1141 (351 amino acids)
Cellular component (GO): cytoplasm
Molecular function (GO): GTPase activity
Source: RefSeq, a predicted model, not a curated record
CGCAACUGGCGAGAGCAAUUUACUUCAAAGCUUCCUUCCUUGCUCACCAACUUCGAUCGUUGGCACUAUAUUUUUGACAUUCUGCAUGCCGUUCGGAGAAAUUGUGGUAGGGUCUCCAGGAAGCGGAAAGUCGACAUAUUGCUUCGGCAAACACCAGCUCUUUUCUGCUUUGAAUCGUCCCAUCUCUAUUGUAAACUUGGAUCCUGCUAAUGACAACAUCCCAUAUCCCUGUGCGAUCGACAUUUCAUCGAUCAUCACCCUUCAAGAUGUCAUGACCGAAUACGGUCUCGGGCCCAAUGGCGGCAUGCUCUACUGCAUGGAGUAUCUGGAGGCGAAUUACGACUGGCUGGAGGAACAACUGAGCGAGCUGGGAAAGGAUGCAUACGUCUUAUUCGACCUUCCUGGACAGGUAGAGCUGAGCACGAACCAUCAUAGCUUGAAGAGAAUCGUUCAAAAGCUGACGAAAGGCGGAUUUCGGCUAGCCGCCGUCCAUCUCUGCGACGCACACUAUGUAACCGAUGCAUCCAAAUAUGUAUCGGUUCUAUUAUUGUCUCUUCGAACGAUGCUUCACCUGGAGCUGCCACACGUCAACGUCCUCUCAAAAGUAGACCUGAUUGCGCAGUACGGGGAUCUUGACUUCAACUUGGAUUUUUACACAGAAGUACAGGAUUUGUCACAUCUGGAGAACACGCUCUCGUCUGCCACACCUCGAUUUGCAGCCCUCAACCUAGCAAUAUGUGGUCUCAUUGAGGAUUUUGCGCUGGUUGGAUUUGAGACACUGGCAGUGGAAGAUAAACAUUCAAUGUUGCAUCUAACAAGAGCUAUCGAUCGUGCAACAGGCUACAUAUACGUUCCACCUGCUAGUACGCCUGCACCGCAGGGGACUGUCGUUGAUCCAGAUGCUCCUAGUGCACAGCGUCCGAACUCCUACGCGCUAUUCUCGAGUGCCGCCGGACCGAUGCUGGGUGCGCGGAGCGACGUGCGCGACGUGCAGGAAAGAUGGGUUGAUGCGCGGGAGGAAUGGGAUGCCUACGAGAAGACCCAAUGGAGAAAGGAGGGUGAACUAGUCAGAAAAGAAGUAGAGGCAGCUGCGAAGAAAGGUAAGAUUAGGGAGAGAAAGGGACCGAACGUGCAGCGAUGAGAAUUCGUGUUUUGUGAUUAGACCUUUGUAUUUCACAUAGUUGUAUCCAUGUUCCGUUCCCAGUUU